Molecule: messenger RNA, 1563 nt
Organism: Setaria italica (foxtail millet)
Lineage: Eukaryota; Viridiplantae; Streptophyta; Magnoliopsida; Poales; Poaceae
Product: AP2/ERF and B3 domain-containing protein Os01g0693400
Exons: 1
Coding region: 8-1204 (398 amino acids)
Biological process (GO): regulation of DNA-templated transcription
Molecular function (GO): DNA binding; DNA-binding transcription factor activity
Source: RefSeq, a predicted model, not a curated record
CACUGAAAUGGACAGCGCGAGCAGCCUCGUGGACGACACCAGCAGCGGCGGCGGCGCGUCCACGGACAAGCUCAGGGCUUUGGCCGCCGCGGCCGCCUCUGCGGGGGCGCCGCUGGAGCGCAUGGGCAGCGGCGCCAGCGCGGUCGUGGACGCGGCCGAGCCGGGCGCCGAGGCGGACUCGGCCGCCGCGGCCGCCGCGGGGGCGGGCGCGGGCGUGGGCGUGGGCGGGAAGCUGCCGUCGUCAAGGUACAAGGGCGUGGUGCCGCAGCCCAACGGGCGGUGGGGCGCGCAGAUCUACGAGCGCCACCAGCGCGUGUGGCUCGGCACCUUCGCGGGGGAGACCGACGCCGCGCGCGCCUACGACGUCGCCGCGCAGCGGUUCCGCGGCCGCGACGCCGUCACCAACUUCCGCCCGCUCGCGGACGCCGACCCGGACGCCGCCGCCGAGCUCCGCUUCCUCGUGUCACGCUCCAAGGCCGAGGUCGUCGACAUGCUCCGAAAGCACACCUACUUCGACGAGCUCGCCCAGAACAAGCGCGCCUUCGCCGCCGCCGCGUCCGCGCCGACGACCUCGGCGCUCGCCAACGCCCACUCCUCCCCGUCUCCCUCUCCGGCGGCUGCGGCGGCCGCCGCGCGGGAGCACCUGUUCGACAAGACGGUCACCCCCAGCGACGUGGGCAAGCUGAACCGGCUGGUGAUCCCGAAGCAGCACGCCGAGAAGCACUUCCCGCUGCAGCUCCCGUCCGCCGGCGGCGAGAGCAAGGGCGUCCUCCUCAACUUCGAGGACGCGGGGGGCAAGGUGUGGCGGUUCCGCUACUCGUACUGGAACAGCAGCCAGAGCUACGUGCUCACCAAGGGCUGGAGCCGCUUCGUCAAGGAGAAGGGCCUCCAGGCCGGCGAUGUCGUCGGCUUCUACCGCUCCGCGGCUGCCGCCGGCGCCGACAGCAAGCUCUUCAUCGCCUGCAGGCUGCGGCCCAACGGCGACGUCGCCGCCCUGACAAGCCCCGUAGUGGAGGUGGAGCCAUCUUCGGCGCCGGUGGCGAAAGCCGUCCGCCUCUUCGGCGUCGACCUGCUGUCGGCGCCGGCGCAGGCCCCGGCGGCGGCGCCAGCGGAGGCCAUGGCCGGGUGCAAGAGGGCCAGGGACCUGGCGGCGCUCCCGCAGGCGGCGUUCAAGAAGCAGCUCGUAGAGCUGGCACUAGUGUAGAUUAAUGCUAUGCUACCGGGCGACCGAUCUCUCUCUAGCUAGUACCUUUUUGUUUAGCUCGAUCGCCAAACUCAGAUGGUAGCAAUCACCGAGGUGAAUUAGUCCCGUCUCGGCGUCUCACUUAGCUGGUUCGUUCGUUAAUUUCCAUUUCGUCGUCCAGAGCUUUGCUUUGAUGUAAAUCUUCUCAUCAAUUGUAUACUACUUACUCAUGGGGGAAAAAACAGCCCUAGAAGGCUAGAAGAUGAUCAACUGACAAAGAAGCAGCAGCAACAUUCCAAACAGCAUAGCUAAAGCUUAACCCGUGUGUGUACUUUCUUGUGCAUCGGUUCAAGAGACAUUCAAAUUUCCAGGUUCCAAUA